AUGGCGGACGACUACGAUUCCGGUACUACCAUCGCUCCCUCCGAAGAACUUAAACGCAACUCUGAGAUUUCAGCGACUUUGAACAGUGAGUAUCAAAUGGUUGGCGAACCGCCCGAAUCAUCCUCUUCUGAUCGCAUAAAUAAGGUCGUUCAAGAAAUGGCGAUUAAUCCCGUCAGUCUUCCGAAUCAUUUCGGAAGCACCAUUUCGCCGGAGCCCAGUUCUGUGAAGUUUGAAGAAGAACAAGGUGCGACCGAAGUGCCUGAAGUGGAAAAGACAGUGGCGAGGGCCAGUGAUUUUGCAAACGACACCGUUUCCCUGAAACAAGAAGGAAAGGGUUUUGAGGAGGAAUUAGUUAGUGGCAUCUGGGAGAAUCAAGAAAGAAAUGGUUUUGAAGUAGAAAAGGUGGAGAACGACUGCGCUGCCCCUGUUUCCGCGAACAAUGGCGGUUUAGUGAAACAGCAAUUGAAGUGCGGCCGUUCUGACAACGUUGUUCUUGUUGAAGAAGAGUCUGUAUCCAGUAUACCCCGGGGCACCGUGAACACAAUGGAUAGUCAUUUUUCAAAGAAAAACAAAAAACACAUUUCGCCGGAGCCAAGUUCUGUGAAGUUUGAAGAAGAACAAGGUGCGACCGAAGUGCCUGAAGUGGAAAAGACAGUGGCGAGGGCCAAUGAUUUUGCAAACGACACCGUUUCCCUGAAACAAGAAGGAAAGGGUUUUGAGGAGGAAUUAGUUAGUGGCAUCUGGGAGAAUCAAGAAAGAAAUGGUUUUGAAGUAGAAAAGGUGGAGAACGACUGCGCUGCCCCUGUUUCCGCGAACAAUGGCGGUUUAGUGAAACAGCAAUUGAAGUGCGGCUGUUCUGACAACGUUGUUCUUGUUGAAGAAGAUUCUCUUGUCUCUGGAGAAAGAUCAGAAUUUGGUCGCAAAUCGGAUAGCUGUGACGAUACCAUGAAUGGGUCUUCGGUGAGGUGCUCUUUGAAGAUUGCAGUAAUUGAUGAAACGGCAUUGAUUGAAACUUCUGAGGUUGGAGAAGGAUUGAAAAAGGAACGAAAACACGAAAAUGUUGGGAAUAGGGAAAAGAGGGCCGGGAGGAAGGGUAAAAGUAGGAAAAUCGAGAAUUUAAGGGCUGAUGUGCAACAAGAAAGGAACUUUGAUUUUGGCCAUACCGAUAGCGGGAUUGGAAUGUUAGAAGGGUUUGCGGGGAAAACCCAGAAGAAAGUAUAUUCAAGGAAGGAAUUAGAGAGGCUGAGGCAUGUAGGGCUAGAUUGGCAGAGGAAGAAAUGGACUGAAAUAUACUGUGGACUUGGACGUGUUGUGCAGCAGGAGUUUGAUGGCUUGGUGGAUCGUCAGUAUACUAACCAGAAGCAAAAAAUGUUCCCCCGCAUGGAUUGCAAUGGCAGACACUCAAUUUUCGGUGAGGAUAAGGAAAUAGCUUUGGGGAAUCCCUUGGAAUGUACUUUUGGCCUUCCUCCUGUUAAUCAUGAUUGUGGCUGCUCAACUGAGCAGGAGAACAGUGAAGAUGACAGUGAUGAAGACUACAGCAGUAUCCAGAAACCUGCUUUUUUUGUCUCUGGUGAACCUAAUUUUGAUUCUGGUCCUCCUGAAGAUGGUUUAGAAUAUCUAAGGCGUGUAAGGUGGGAAGCUGCGCAGAUUCCCAAGGUGAAAGUUGCCAAGGUUGAUAAAAGUAAAUUAAACAAGGAACAAACCAGUUACAUGCCUCAAAUUCCAGAUAUUCCCAAGUGUCCAGAGCAAUUAGUGCCGCUCAAAGAAUGGGAGCAUGCAUUUCUUACAGAGUUUGGAAACUUGAGGCUGGCCUUGUCACAUUAUGGAGCUUCUGAUGGGCAGUCGCAAUCUUCGGCUGCUUACAAAGGAGAAUCCUCCUCCAAACUUUCUGAAAGUUCCCUUGAAAAUUUUGACUCCAGCGAACCUACUCCAAACCCUGUAUCUCAAACCAAUGGCAACUCAGACUGUUUCAUUGUUGCUGUUGAUAACGAUGGUUCAGAUUCAAUAGAAAGUUCUGGAUCCAAACCAUCUGAAACAGGAGCUUCUGUUGAACAGCCUACCUUGUCGACGCUUGUACGCAUGGAUCCUGUGGUGCGAGUUUCAAUGUUGAGGAAACGCAUAAAUUUGGCAGAAAGUAUGAGUAAUUUAUCCUGGCACGAUUGCUUAUGGAUGUUUGCUCUCUCGGCAGCAGUUGAUUCUCCCCUUGACGCCGACACUUGUGCAUCCUUUCGUUCAUUACUACGAAAGUGUGCAUCCUUGAGAGCUGAAAAGCUGGUAGUAGAUGAGGAGGUUGCCAUGCUUAAUAUUCUUGCAACCAUAUCAGGGAGAUACUUUGGACAGCUGGGAAAUAUGAAUCCUUGA
Messenger RNA from Oldenlandia corymbosa var. corymbosa, 2361 nucleotides. NCBI's taxonomy places the organism in Eukaryota, Viridiplantae, Streptophyta, Magnoliopsida, Gentianales, Rubiaceae. The record is from the annotation of a GenBank genome assembly.